AUGUGCGGCGUGUACCAAGGACCCCCAAGCAACCAUCCCCCGCCGAAUUCACUUUUGGCUCAUCCGGUAGCGCUCCAAGCAGAAAUAAACAACAGCAGAGCACCAGUAGCUCCAAUGGACCUUGUCCCCGACAGUGACUCGUCGGCAGAAAAGCCGCACAGGACGAGGGCUUGGCAUCCGCGUGGUGCAAUGUCUCUUCAAGAGGCACCCGAACUAGCCUUCCAUCGCUUGAUUCGUAUGGGUAACUCGGUUCCAGCUCCUCCACAUCAGCAACCGGCAGCACAAGAGGCGCCGAGCAGAAAGAAGAGAAGUGCUCUCUAUGAUCCCGUUAGGGACAUAGUCUUGCCGGCGCCUGAAUCUUCGCCUGUCGCCGCCGAGCCCGUCCAGGGCCACACUUUGUCUGACGAUGGCAACAUCGAGACGACAAUGGGGACGACACCUAGUCCCACUCUCAGCGAGCCGGGCUUCCGCAACAUCGCCGGCAACAACACUCAAUUUGCGGACCCGAAUGCCCAGGUCGAAAUCGACCUGAACACUGCUUUAACAAUAAGGCUUUCGGAUUUCCGCAGACCUUUAGCCUCUGCCUUUCCUCGAACCUCGGUAACUGCUGUCAAACCAAACCAGUACCAGAACCGUGGCCAGGAGAAAGUUCCCCUCCCACAAACACCACCAUCCCAACCCGCAACCCAAGCCUCACCGCCAGAUGCACCAAAGACGUCGCCCAUCCCCCAAAGGGCCACCAGGCUGAACGUGCCAGCCACGUACAACGAUAUGAUUGCGCAGGAGACACUGCUGCACCAAUCCAACCCCGAACUGCACGAACAGGUGCGUGAAGCGGCUUCGUACGGCUUCACCACCACGUUACAGCCAGGAAAUAAACGCUCCAGCGAUGCGGCGUUGUCUCCGCCAUCAGAAGGGCAAGAGCCGCCAAUAAAGAAACUCCACAACAGAGGCGGCGCCCGUCCUGGUGCGGGGAGACCAGCGACUAAGAUGUUGAGGCAGCUGGCUAGUGGGACUGCUCCGCAACCGCUCAGGGCUGGUAGUCUUUGGGAUAGGCCGACGUCCGCUUUUGGUGCAAGUGGUAGUGGUUCUAGGUCUGGGCGUGCUUCUGUUGCUGGUGCUGGAUCUCUCUCAGGCUCCUACUCUGCUUUUACCUUUGCCCCUUCCGCGGACCCUCACAAUCAACCUCCCAAUUUCCCUCCAGCAUCUGCCGGCCCCAGUGGCCUAAUUGGCACGUCCCCCAGCAAAGGUAAGAAGCGCAAGGCGGAUGAGGCGGGCGUUCUGUCUUUGGAUGAGAACCUUCCUGCUCCUGUGUCUUCUUCUUCUGUGGCUGCUUCUGUGCUUGAAGUUUUGAAAGGGGAGCCACCGCGGUUGCCGCUUGCUGCCCUGGAUAUAGAAAAGGGUGGGGAUGCAGGGGGUGGAAAGGGGCAUGAUACCUCUAGCGAUGACAAGAAGGAGGAGGAGAGAAAGGAGGAAGUAGUGGAGCAUAAGGUUGCCGGGGAGGAGACAAAGAGUUGUGAAAAACCUGAGGAGGAAAACACUCCAUGGCUGCAGUGGGAGAACCUGCGCGGAGGAAAAGGGGAAGGUUUGCGCUCGGAAUCCGCAUCACCAAAGAGCAAGGCAGAGGAAACCAGAGGAGCCCAGGAACCAGAGUGUAGAACGCAAGCAGAGGGAGACGAGAAGAGACAGGCGACAGCGAAAGGGACAGAAAAGGGAAAUGGAAAGAGGAAGGCCGAAGCCAUUACCCCAGUGGCAGAGCCCGCGGCAGAGGAACCGGCGAAAGAUGAACCACCAGCAAAGCGGGCUAAGACAGCGGCCAUGUCCAGCUCCGCGGUCUCCGAGGCGUCGGUAAGGCGCAGCGCAAGGCCCCGAAAGCCGACUGCUAAGGUCAGGGACAAUAUGAUCCAAUAGAUUGCCAGAGGACAAUGGGUGUUGGACAACUGGGCCAAGACGGUCAGCAAGAACAAGAACGUCAAGAUUCUCUUGGGAGUGUCGGGCAGCCCGGCAGCUGCAGGUACCGGGUAUGUGGCUGGAAGCCAACUGGCCAACGUCAUCAAGUACUCCCAGACAUUCUUGAGCUUUGGCGGCGUUAUGAUGUGGG
Molecule: messenger RNA, 2101 nt
Organism: Neurospora tetraspora
Lineage: Eukaryota; Fungi; Ascomycota; Sordariomycetes; Sordariales; Sordariaceae
Exons: 1
Coding region: 1-1911 (636 amino acids)
Source: RefSeq, a predicted model, not a curated record